AUGGCGAAUCGACCUCAAGCUAAUGGAUUCGCAGAGCUUAUGGUCCAGACAACUACCAGGGCUCUUAAGAUGUAUGUGCAAGAUCUGGAUCAACGAGAUUGGGACGAGUAUGCCGAACGACCCACCUUCGCGAUCAACACUGCAAGAGAUCGGAUCCGAGGUGAAACGCAUUUCUACAUGAUACAUGGCUGGGAUCCUAGAUCUACCCCGGAAGCUGUGAUCCCGGUGGGGAGUACUCGUAGGCACGAUCGAGAUCCUAGAAGGUGGCGAUAUCGAAUGCAAAAGUAUUAUCAACAGGCCAGAGAACAAGUGAACCAACGUCUGCGUGAGGCGAUUGUGGAUCGAGCCAAUACGCAUAACGAUCUAGCGCAACCUCAUCCUGUAGAGUCUGGAUCAAGGGUCUGGCUGUACCCAGAUCGAGUACGUGAAGGAUAUGCGAAAAAGCUGGCGCACUUGUGGCAUGGUCCGUUCCGCGUUGCCGAGAAGAUCGGAGAAUACGCCGUGAAGUUGGAGGUAGCAGGAUCCGCAUACAGCAUUUUUCCGGUGGUGCAUGUGUCGAAGAUCAAACUGGUCAAGGCAUUCCCAGAUCGACCAAUAGCUCGUCGGAAUGGCUCAGAAGAAGAUCGGGUGGACUUCGAUGAAGCUCUCCUACCUGAAGAUAGCUGGAGUAGCUGGAUUCAAGAUCGGGAUCCAGAUGAAUACGAAGUGGAGCGAAUUUCCAAUAUGAGGACUGGCAAAAGGACUAGAUAUGGCCGGAUCUACCGAGAAUUUCUAGUACACUGGCGUGGAUAUAAAGAUCCAACCUGGGUAGAUGAGGUAGAUCUCAACUGCGGUGCUCUUCUCUAUGAGUUCUUGCGAGAUCGCACCAAUCGCAACCGUUUUGGUGUGAUUCAGUCCCACGAGGAACCGUGA
Messenger RNA from Phytophthora megakarya, 912 nucleotides. The record is from the annotation of a GenBank genome assembly. NCBI's taxonomy places the organism in Eukaryota, Oomycota, Peronosporomycetes, Peronosporales, Peronosporaceae.